This is a messenger RNA of Leptopilina heterotoma, 2059 nucleotides long. It is a transcript of the gene blw, whose product is annotated as ATP synthase subunit alpha, mitochondrial. The transcript is spliced from 8 exons. Gene Ontology annotation, biological process: proton motive force-driven ATP synthesis; proton transmembrane transport. The record is from RefSeq and is a predicted model, not a curated record. Lineage: Eukaryota; Metazoa; Arthropoda; Insecta; Hymenoptera; Figitidae. Gene Ontology annotation, molecular function: ATP binding; proton-transporting ATP synthase activity, rotational mechanism; ADP binding. Bases 127 to 1773 code for a protein of 548 amino acids.
UGCGAAGGCAGCGUGGACGUUAAGAGGUGGGGUUAAACGAGACGUUCUUCUGCUCGUUCGUGUCUUGAACGUUCUUCAUCCUACUUUGACAUCGUAGUCCGGUCGACGGACAAAAAAGUAUAAAAAAUGGCCCUAUUGUCCCUUCGUCUGGCUGCCUCUGUGGCAAGACAACUGCCAAACGCCACUGUACAGAUUAAAUAUCCAGCGACUGGAAUUGCUUCACGUAAAUAUCAUGUCUCAUGCAGUAGAAGAUCUGCUGAAAUUUCUGCAAUUUUGGAGGAACGUAUUCUUGGUUCUGCACCAAAGGCAAACUUGGAAGAAACUGGACGUGUCUUGAGUAUUGGAGAUGGUAUCGCUCGUGUUUACGGUCUUAAGAAUAUUCAGGCCGACGAGAUGGUGGAAUUCAGUUCUGGAUUAAAGGGAAUGGCCUUGAAUUUGGAACCCGAUAAUGUUGGUGUUGUCGUAUUCGGUAAUGAUAGGCACAUUAAGGAAGGAGAUAUUGUCAAACGUACCGGAGCAAUUGUCGAUGUGCCAGUUGGUGAACAAUUAUUGGGACGUGUUGUCGAUGCCCUGGGUAAUCCCAUUGACGGCAAGGGACCACUUAACAAUAAACUUCGUUUCCGUAUUGGUACCAAGGCCCCUGGUAUCAUUCCUAGGGUGUCUGUCAGGGAGCCUAUGCAAACCGGUAUCAAGGCUGUCGACUCUUUGGUGCCAAUUGGUCGUGGUCAGCGUGAGUUGAUCAUUGGCGACAGGCAAACUGGAAAGACUGCUCUUGCCAUUGAUACAAUUAUCAAUCAGAAGCGUUUCAAUGACGGUGGCGAGGAGAAGAAAAAAUUGUACUGUAUAUACGUCGCCAUCGGUCAGAAAAGAUCAACCGUUGCACAAAUUGUGAAACGUUUGACCGACAGUGGAGCCAUUGGUUACACUAUUAUUGUAUCGGCAACAGCUUCCGAUGCCGCUCCUCUGCAGUACUUGGCGCCAUACUCCGGCUGUGCCAUGGGAGAAUUCUUCAGAGAUAAUGGAAAGCACGCUUUGAUCAUCUAUGACGAUUUGUCGAAACAGGCUGUGGCUUAUCGUCAAAUGUCUUUGUUACUGAGACGACCCCCAGGUCGUGAGGCCUAUCCAGGAGAUGUGUUCUAUCUUCACUCGCGUCUCCUUGAGAGAGCGGCUAAAAUGAACGAGUCACUUGGUGGUGGUUCGUUGACCGCCUUGCCAGUCAUUGAAACACAAGCCGGUGAUGUGUCUGCUUACAUUCCCACCAAUGUCAUUUCCAUCACUGACGGACAAAUCUUCUUGGAAACUGAAUUGUUCUACAAGGGUAUCCGACCUGCCAUCAACGUCGGUUUGUCUGUCUCCCGUGUAGGAUCUGCUGCCCAGACCAAGGCCAUGAAGCAGGUCGCCGGUUCCAUGAAAUUGGAGUUGGCCCAAUAUCGUGAGGUCGCCGCCUUCGCCCAGUUCGGUUCCGAUUUGGACGCCGCAACACAACAACUUUUGAAUCGUGGUGUUCGACUCACUGAACUUUUGAAACAGGGACAAUAUGUGCCCAUGGCCAUUGAAGAACAAGUCACUGUUAUCUACUGCGGUGUCCGCGGCUACCUCGACAAAAUGGAUCCCGCUAAAAUUACCGCCUUCGAGAAAGAAUUCCUCGCCCACAUUAGGUCGACGCAAAAAGACCUCUUGGCAACGAUCGCAAAGGAGAAUACAAUCAGUGAAUCAUCAGACGCAAAAAUGAAGAAACUCGUCACUGACUUCUUGGCGGGAUUCAAUGCAUAAGAAAAUCACUCGCUUUAAGGCCAGAGGCGUCUUUAGAUCAAGUUAUCGAGAGUCGAAGAAUCCGCGUUAUUGAAGAUUCAAGUAUAAAGUGACGCACUUAAAAGAAAAAAAAAAUUACCCGAAUGAUGUUCAUUCGCAAUAAACGCGUCAUGUUUAUACUCCCAAAAAAAGAUGUCAUUCAAAAGCAAUUCCAUUUACGAACGAUACAAAGAAAACACAACACAAUAGUCCAACAUAUUAUUGAUACGUUAACAGUUGGUUCUUUAAUAAAAAAGAAUUAAAAAUA